UUGCGACGCGGAACAUGGCGCGUUCCUAGAAGCUGUUUUCGGCAUCAGUAGGCGGCAGCGUGUUGACUGGCAGCGUGGGGCGCGGGACUAACCGACGCCAGUUCGUGCUGAGGAGUGUAAACGAGAGGACUUGGCUAUUCCGGACCGAACCAAACGCUAUUUCAAGCAGUGCAGAGAUUGCAGAAAGUACAAACCCAGCUGAAAAAAUAUACACCAUGCUGCAGCAGAUUCAAAGCCUGAAAGUUUCCAUGGAUCUCAACAGUGCCAGCACUGUAGUUCUUCAGGUCUUAACACAGGCUACUAGUCAGGAUACUUCUGUUUUAAAACCAGCUGAAGAACAGUUGAAACAGUGGGAGACACAGCCAGGUUUCUAUUCAGUGUUGCUGAAUAUUUUCACCAACCAUACUUUAGAUAUAAAUGUAAGGUGGCUUGCUGUGCUCUACUUUAAGAAUGGAAUUGAUCGUUACUGGAGACGUGUAGCACCUCAUGCUCUCUCAGAGGAGGAGAAAUGUACAUUGCGUGCAGGGCUCAUCACCAACUUCAAUGAACCAAUAAACCAGAUUGCAACUCAGAUUGCAGUACUGAUUGCAAAAGUUGCUCGGUUAGAUUGUCCUAGACAAUGGCCUGAAUUGAUUCCCACUCUUAUAGAGUCUGUUAAAAUCCAAGAUGAUCUUCGACAGCACAGAGCAUUACUUACCUUCUAUCAUGUUACCAAGACACUGGCAUCUAAACGACUGGCUGCUGAUAGAAAACUGUUUUAUGAUUUAGCUUCUGGAAUUUACACUUUUGCCUGUUCUCUGUGGAAUCACCAUACAGACACAUUUCUGCAACAAAUUUCUUCUGGCAAUGAAGCUGCAGUUCAAAGUUCAUUAGAACGAACAUUAUUAUCAUUAAAAGUACUGCGUAAGUUAACUGUUAAUGGAUUUGUGGAACCUCACAAGAAUAUGGAAGUGAUGAGUUUUUUACAUGGAAUAUUUGAACGUCUAAAACAGUUUCUAGAAUGCAGUAGAAGUAUAGGUACAGACAACGUAUGUAGAGAUAGAUUGGAAAAAACCAUCAUUCUGUUUACUAAAGUGCUUUUGGACUUCUUGGAUCAGCAUCCCUUUUCCUUUACUCCUCUAAUUCAGAGAUCACUGGAAUUUUCUGUAACCUAUGUUUUUACUGAAGUUGGUGAAGGUGUUACAUUUGAACGAUUUAUCGUCCAAUGCAUGAAUCUUAUUAAGAUGAUUGUCAAAAAUUAUGCUUAUAAACCAUCCAAAAAUUUUGAAGAUAGCAGCCCUGAAACUCUUGAAGCUCAUAAGAUUAAGAUGGCCUUCUUCACAUAUCCCACUUUGACAGAGAUAUGUAGAAGAUUAGUCUCUCAGUAUUUUCUGUUAACUGAAGAAGAACUGACAAUGUGGGAAGAAGAUCCAGAAGGCUUUACAGUGGAAGAAACAGGAGGAGAUUCUUGGAAAUACAGUUUGAGGCCUUGCACUGAAGUAUUAUUUAUAGAUAUAUUCCAUGAAUAUAAUCAGACUCUUACUCCUGUACUUCUAGAAAUGGUAAAAUCACUUCAAGGACCCACCAAUGUAGAAGAUAUGGAAGCACUGUUAAUCAAAGAUGCUGUAUAUAAUGCUGUUGGAUUAGCUGCUUAUGAACUUUUUGACAGUAUUGAUUUUGAUCAGUGGUUUAAAAGUCAACUUCUUCCAGAAUUACAAGUCAAUCACAACAGGUAUAAGCCAUUGAGGCGCAGAGUGAUUUGGCUCAUUGGUCAGUGGAUUUCUGUGAAAUUCAAGCCUGACUUAAGACCCAUGCUAUACCAGGCAAUCUGUAACUUGCUUCAAGAUCAAGAUUUAGUGGUUCGAAUUGAAACAGCUACAACUCUGAAGUUAACUGUUGAUGAUUUUGAAUUUAGAACAGAUCAAUUUUUACCGUAUUUGGAAAGCGUGUUCACACUCCUUUUUCAGUUACUGCAGCAAGUUACAGAAUGUGACACAAAGAUGCAUGUUCUGCAUGUUCUUUCUUGUGUAAUUGAAAGAGUCAACAUACAGAUACGACCGUAUGUAGGAUGUUUGGUGCAGUAUUUACCUCUUCUUUGGAAGCAGAGUGAGGAACACAAUAUGUUGAGAUGUGCUAUUCUGACAACACUUAUUCAUCUUGUUCAGGGAUUAGGAGCAGACAGCAAGAACCUGUACCCUUUCCUGCUCCCAGUUAUCCAACUGAGUACAGAUGUUUCCCAGCCUCCACAUGUCUAUCUUCUGGAAGAUGGUUUAGAAUUAUGGUUAGUUACAUUGGAAAACAGCCCGUGUAUUACACCAGAGUUGCUUCGGAUAUUUCAGAAUAUGUCACCACUUCUUGAACUAAGUUCAGACAAUCUCAGAACUUGCUUUAAGAUCAUCAAUGGUUAUAUCUUUUUAUCAUCAACAGAAUUCUUACAGACAUAUGCAAUAGGUCUUUGUCAGUCCUUUUGUGAACUCUUACAGGAAAUUACUACAGAAGGUCAAGUUCAAGUGCUCAAGGUUGUGGAAAAUGCCCUUAAAGUGAAUCCAGUAUUAGGUCCCCAAAUGUUUCAACCAAUUCUACCCUGUGUUUUCAGAGGUAUUAUAGAAGGGGAGAGAUAUCCUGUAGUGAUGUCCACAUAUCUUGGAGUUAUGGGUCGUGUCUUACUACAAAAUACUAGUUUCUUUUCUUCACUUCUUAAUGAGAUGGCACAUAAGUUUAAUCAGGAGAUGGAUCAGCUUCUAGGAAACAUGAUUGAAAUGUGGGUUGAUCGAAUGGACAACAUUACCCAGCCUGAAAGAAGAAAACUUUCAGCUUUGGCUUUGCUUUCCCUUCUGCCAUCUGAUAAUAGUGUUAUCCAAGAUAAAUUCUGUGGGAUUAUUAAUAUUUCAGUGGAGGGCCUACAUGAUGUCAUGACAGAAGACCCUGAAACAAGAACUUACAAAGACUGCAUGUUAAUGUCUCAUCUUGAGGAACCAAAAGUAACAGAAGAUGAAGAACCACCCACAGAACAAGAUAAAAGGAAAAAGAUGCUGGCCCUAAAGGAUCCUGUGCACACGGUAUCGCUGCAGCAGUUCAUCUAUGAGAAGCUCAAGGCACAGCAGGAGAUGCUCGGAGAACAAGGCUUCCAGUCCCUCAUGGAAACGGUGGACACAGAGAUUGUCACCCAGCUUCAGGAGUUUUUGCAAGGAUUCUAAGAGCACAUGCCCUGUGCCGGCUGCCACAGCCGAAUGAAUACCCUAGCCCCCCACCUGUACGUGCGAGCCUGCUGAAGUGAAGUUGCUGUGGAGGUGAAGAAGGGAAGACCACGCAUUAUUUUUAAACUACAAAGUAUAAAUGUAAAUCCCACAUAACUAAAAUCACAAACCUAUUCCUUAAAAGAAUUUAAUUUUAUAUUUAUAAAAGGCCCCAUGUUUACUAGAGGUACAUUUAAUGACAAUAGCUGCUUAGUUUCCUGGUAAGAAGAAAACUGUUUGAUUACCUUUUAAUCAUGUACUUUUAACACAAGAAAGUGAAGAUUAAUGUCUGAGAUGUUUUCUGCAACAAAUUGGUUAAAUUUGGCUGCUUUGUCCUUUUUCUAAGUCAAUGAAACAAGUUUGAAAAAUAGCAAAGCUGUUUAAAAAGUACAGCUAAAGAAAUCUGUGCACCAGGCAAAAAUACAUAUAUAGUGACAAAUGCAUCUCUAAAAUGUCUUGCAAGGGAGUUCUGACAUAGAACACAUGUUUUCUCAGACAAAUACUUCUAUUUUCUUUCCAGUAAUUUGAUAGAGGAACUAGUAAAGGCACUUUUUUUCUCAUUUUAUCUUCAUUAACUAUAUUUAGUUAUGUGCAUGUACACUGUAAGGCAGCAGUGAAGCUGUGGUACAGCAGUACCAGAUGGGAGACCUCCGGUCUUGUCUUGGUCCUCAUUCCUUUGUUACUCCUGAGGGCCAGCAGCCCUGUGUGGGUGCUGAGAAUUACUGGACAGCGCCCAGUCUCCCACGAGCCUGUGACAGGCAAUCUGCAGGGCUGUCAAGCUUCACUGACAUGGGUCUCAGAGGAUCCUGCAGCAACCCUCGGGGUGGCAAACACUGAUAUCACCAGUCUUCCUUCCUUUCUCCAUCAUGCAGUACCUAGUAAGGGGGAAAGGAAAAAAUAGAGCCUUACUUUGUUUCACUUGCCAUUUGUUGUAUUUUAAAGUAUUUUUAGGAAAUACUUAAAAGGAAGAUUGGAAAAUGUCUUAUCUUUCUACAGAAAGUUGGAUAAAGUAUGUAAGUGUGGGAAAUCCACUGCCCCUUUGUAAGCUGUGGAACCCAAGAUGUCCGGGGAUAUUUGAUGUUUUCAGCAAGAGAAAGAAAAUGUGGCCCAAUUAAAUUUUCCAAAGAUACCUCA
Molecule: messenger RNA, 4349 nt
Organism: Dipodomys spectabilis (banner-tailed kangaroo rat)
Lineage: Eukaryota; Metazoa; Chordata; Mammalia; Rodentia; Heteromyidae
Gene: Ipo11
Product: importin 11
Exons: 31
Coding region: 216-3176 (986 amino acids)
Biological process (GO): protein import into nucleus
Cellular component (GO): cytosol; nuclear envelope
Molecular function (GO): small GTPase binding
Source: RefSeq, a predicted model, not a curated record